Messenger RNA from Condylura cristata (star-nosed mole), 645 nucleotides. RefSeq names its product ATP-binding cassette sub-family A member 2-like. NCBI's taxonomy places the organism in Eukaryota, Metazoa, Chordata, Mammalia, Eulipotyphla, Talpidae. The transcript is spliced from 5 exons. The annotation marks the transcript as partial. Gene Ontology annotation, molecular function: lipid carrier activity; ATP hydrolysis activity; ABC-type transporter activity. Gene Ontology annotation, cellular component: membrane; intracellular membrane-bounded organelle. Gene Ontology annotation, biological process: transmembrane transport; lipid transport. The record is from RefSeq and is a predicted model, not a curated record.
CCGGCGCUCACGGCCUGUGUCCGCAGCGUGCUCAAGGAGCUGCUCCAGGUGCAGCAGAGCCUGGGGUACUGCCCGCAGUUCGACGCCCUGUUCGACGAGCUCACGGCGCGGGAGCACCUGCAGCUGUACACGCGCCUGCGCGGCAUCCCCUGGAGGGACGAGGCCCGGGUGGUGAGGUGGGCCCUGGAGAAGCUGGAGCUGACCAAGUACGCAGACCGGCCGGCCGGAACCUACAGCGGCGGCAACAAGCGGAAGCUGUCCACGGCCAUCGCCCUCAUUGGGUACCCCUCCUUCAUCUUCCUGGACGAGCCCACCACGGGCAUGGACCCCAAAGCCCGGCGCUUUCUCUGGAACCUCAUUCUCGAACUUAUCAAGACUGGGCGCUCCGUGGUGCUGACCUCGCACAGCAUGGAGGAGUGUGAGGCGCUCUGCACGCGCCUGGCCAUCAUGGUGAACGGGCGGCCCCUGAGGGGGGUGGACCCAGGUCAGCCGGUUCCCCCAGGGCCCCUGAGGGGUGGACCCAGGUCAGCCGGUUCUCCGCAUGAGUGCCGGGUGGGUCCCCGGGUCCCCAGCCACGCCGGCCCCCAUGGAGGGCGCCGGGCCCUGUUCCAGGCUGCGGGGCUGGCGCCGACAGGGCCCGGGUAG